CAUGAAUUCACCUUACACAGCUAUGCAGUAUUAUCCAGAGUUCCCCUUUCAUCGACUCAGGGACGCUUCAUCACGUUUGUCCUGGAGAGAGGGCUCCUUUCUCACCGCCAUGACCCAGAAUCAGUCUGCACAGACAACUGACUUCCUCAGCCAAGAUGUGUUCAACCAACUAUUUGAUAUGCUGGACCAAUCUGCCAUUCAUUCAGUCCAGCCCAUUGAGCUAAACUUCACAGAUAGUCCAACUAAUGGAUCUGCAGGAAACACCAUCCAGAUCAGCAUGGACUGCAUCACCAUGCAUGAGCCGGAUGAGAUACUCUCUUCGCAGUAUACAAACCUGGGGCUCCUGAACAGCAUGGAUCAGAACAUACAGAACGGAGGCUCAACCUCCACCAGCCCCUACAACAACGACCAUGCACAGAACAACGUGACCGCCCCAUCACCUUACGCCCAGCCCAGCUCUACCUUCGACGCCCUUUCUCCUUCACCCGCCAUCCCAUCCAACACAGACUAUGCUGGGCCACACACCUUUGAUGUGUCCUUCCAGCAGUCGAGUACGGCAAAGUCUGCCACCUGGACGUACUCGACAGAACUGAAGAAGUUAUACUGCCAAAUUGCCAAGACGUGUCCAAUUCAGAUCAAAGUUCUGACCACGCCUCCCCAGGGUGCUGUUGUCAGGGCGAUGCCUGUUUAUAAGAAAGCAGAACAUGUGACCGAAGUGGUGAAACGGUGCCCGAACCACGAGCUCAGCCGCGAGUUCAACGAUGGUCAAAUCGCUCCUCCCAGCCAUCUGAUCCGCGUGGAGGGAAACAGCCAUGCCCAGUACGUGGAGGACACCAUCACUGGAAGACAGAGUGUUUUUGUUCCUUAUGAACCUCCACAGGUUGGAACAGAAUUCACCACCAUUUUGUACAAUUUCAUGUGCAACUCGAGCUGCGUGGGGGGAAUGAACAGACGCCCAAUUCUCAUCAUUGUCACCCUGGAAACCAGAGAUGGUCAGGUAUUAGGCCGCCGCUGCUUCGAGGCCAGGAUCUGUGCCUGCCCAGGCAGAGACCGCAAGGCGGACGAGGACAGCAUCCGCAAGCAGAACGUAACAGACUCUUCAAAGAGCAGUGAUGGUACGAAACGCCCCUUCCGCCAGGUUUCCCACGGCAUACAGAUGUCCACUAUCAAGAAGAGAAGAUCCACAGAUGAGGAGGUUUUUUGUUUGCCUAUCAAAGGCCGUGAAAUUUAUGAGAUUUUGGUAAAAAUCAAAGAGUCUCUGGAACUCAUGCAGUUUCUUCCACAACACACCAUAGAAUCAUACCGACAGCAGCAGCAGAAUCUACUUCAGAAACAGAACUCAAUGCAGUCUCAGCCUUCCUACGGCUCCAGUUCCCCCACUCAUGGAAAAGUCAACAAGCUGCCCUCCGUCAGUCAGCUCAUCAACCCCCAGCAGCGUAACACACUCACCCCGUCCAGUAUGUCUGGAGGCCUGACUGACAUGUCUACCAUGAUGGGCACUCCCGUCCACAUGAACGCUGACAUGAGUUCACUGAGCCCCACACAUGCACUGCAGCAACAGCUUCCCUUGGUGCCUUCCUCCCACUGUACCCCCCCUCCUCCAUACCCCAUGGACAGCAGCAUCUCCAGCUUCCUUAUACGGCUGGGCUGCGCAGGCUGCUUGGACUACUUCACAGCACAGGGCCUAACCAACAUCUACCAGAUUGAGAACUAUAACAUGGAGGACUUGUCCAGGCUGAAGAUCCCCGCUGAGUUCCAGCACAUCAUCUGGAAGGGCAUCAUGGAGCAUCGUCAGGUCAUGGAUUUUUCCCCACCUCCCCACAUAGUGCGCACCACCAGCGGGGCCUCCACUGUCAGCGUGGGCUCCUCCGAGGCCCGCGGCGAGCGCGUCAUUGACGCUGUCCGCUUCACCCUGCGCCAGACCAUCUCCUUCCCGCCGCGCGACGAGUGGUCUGACUUUUCCUUCGACCUGGAUUCUCGCCGCAACAAACAGCAGCGCAUCAAGGAGGAGGGGGAGUGAGACGACCUCGCCGCUUGCCCUUUUUUCUCCCCCCCCCCCCUCAUUUCAUACCCUGCUCUUGGAACAUUUCAUUUGAAAACCCCUGGUGUAUUAGUGCAAAUAAACUGCUGAGAACAAAAAAAAACAAAAAAAAAAAAAACAUAUUCACAUAGAGAUGCACUUAUUUUCAUUGUUGUUGUUGUGGUUCUCAUUAUCGCAGAAAUGAACGGUGUCGAGCAAAAGGUGCAUUUUAUUAUGUUCGAAUUUCUUGAGAGCACUUAAGAAAUGCGGAGGAUUUCAAAGUUUUGUUCCGUUUUCAUGAUUCAUUCCCAUGUUAACAAAACUCGCAUUAAAGGGCUUGUUAGGGCUUAUUAUAUGUCUGCUAUGGGCCAUAGCAAAAGUGUAUUUUAGUUUGUAAUACUUAUGCGUUGUACAUGUUUAGUCAAAGUACACUGGUUUUCAUCUGUGGCAGAAGUCAACACUGAUUGUAUACAUUUCAAAACAUUUUCUGUCAGAAGUAUUAUGUCAGGGGCAAUUUGUUUUCUGCUGUAGCUUCUAUAUUUGUAUUUUUUUUUUUUUUUGCUUUUAUACAUCUGUUGUGAGACCAAUGCAUCACUUUGUUGUGUCUGGUUGUGAAGUAUGUGUGUUUAAAUGACAGAUGGUCGUUCAUUAAAUGUAGCCAUAUAUAGGCCUAAUGCUCUUGACCCAGUGUUUUACAGUACGAUGAUACAAUGACUGAUGUUUCCUUUGUUCUUGUUUCAACUUCCGUGCAAACGUGGUUGUGAUUUGAGGAGCAGACUUCUCUGCUCUUGCAGUGGAUAGUAUUUUAUUUUUUUUAUUUUUUAUUUUUUUUUGAGUCAUGUUUUGGUAAAGGUUUAUUUCAUUUUCUAACUGGCCAAAACCUGAUAAAAAUGUAAAUUUGUAUAGUUCUUUUAUGAAAGUCUCCCUAAAGAAAAGACAUGAUUUUCAUCAUGGAACAAAGCAUGUGCCGAUGUGAAUAUUACCUGGUUUCUUUACCAGCGACAACAAUGUGUUCAUUCAGAGUUUAACUUCAUACAGUAUGUACUGUGAGUAUUUUGCAUUUGCCGGCAGCCCAUUUUCAACAUUGUUUAAGUAGUCUGCAUUGGUUCCAAAGCAGAGACCAUUACAUUUUCAUAUUUUUGUACAAUGUAUUGUAAAUAUGUUGCAAUAUAUCAAGGGUAUUUUGAUAUAAAUCUAAAAUAAAUAUCCAAACUUGCUGUAUUGCAUGUGAA
Solea solea (common sole) is the source of this 3252-nucleotide messenger RNA. It is a transcript of the gene tp63, whose product is annotated as tumor protein p63. The record is from RefSeq and is a predicted model, not a curated record. The transcript is spliced from 14 exons. Gene Ontology annotation, cellular component: nucleus. Gene Ontology annotation, molecular function: protein binding; DNA-binding transcription factor activity, RNA polymerase II-specific; RNA polymerase II cis-regulatory region sequence-specific DNA binding. NCBI's taxonomy places the organism in Eukaryota, Metazoa, Chordata, Actinopteri, Pleuronectiformes, Soleidae. Gene Ontology annotation, biological process: apoptotic process; protein tetramerization; regulation of transcription by RNA polymerase II. Bases 2 to 2020 code for a protein of 672 amino acids.